UUGUGCUCCUACGUCCAUCGCGCCACCGCCACUCGCACUGCCAUAGCCGAAGAGGAGAGGAGGACAGCAAUGGCAUUGCUGCGGGGCGUUGCGUUGCUGCUGCUGUGUCUCCGGCUGUUCGUCCACCCGUCCCUGGCUAUCGAGGUGCGCGGUGGGGAGGCGGAGAAGGUCCCGCUGUCGGCGGUCAUCGUGCCCGACCCUUCCCCGGAGCUGCGGGAGCCCACCUCGCCGGAGCCCGCGCCGGCGCCGGUGUCGGGGGCCGGCGGCGGCGACGACGACAUGCGGCCGAGGCUGCCGACGGAGCGGUGGCGGCGCGGUGACGAGCGCCGCAGCGGCGGCGACAGCCACCGCGCGCGCGCGCACGCCCACGCCCACGCCCACGCGGCGGCACCAGCGCCGUCGACGACCUCGCUGGGCCCAGCAGCGCGUGCCCCAUCGUCCCCCGCGUCGGCGCCGUCGCCGGACUCCGGUGCGGCACAGAGCGGCACGGCGUUCAUCAGGAGCAGCCCCGCCGUGCCGGUCCCGCGCGGCGUCACCGACACGGCCACCAUCCUCCCCAUGCCCACGCCGGGUGAAAAGCAGCAGGAAGUAGCGGCAGCUGCUGCUUCUGCUCGACCCGGUGUGGUGCUGACUGUGGUUGGGCUCACCAUGAUGGCGUCUUUCUGGGCUUGACACUAGUUGUUCUUUAUCUAGUACUGUACUACUCCAGCAGCAGCAGCAGUGUAGUAUAGCUAGGAUUAGUAGUGAGAUAGAGCUUAUUUCUUUUUAUUUCAUGUAUGUUCUUUCUCUGAUCAGUUGUCUUUCUGUUCUGAUCUUCUGAUCAUCUGUAAACAAAGCUAGCCUUCCUUUAUUUACAU
Oryza brachyantha (malo sina) is the source of this 857-nucleotide messenger RNA. RefSeq names its product predicted GPI-anchored protein 58. The coding region runs from base 70 to 672 and encodes 200 amino acids. NCBI's taxonomy places the organism in Eukaryota, Viridiplantae, Streptophyta, Magnoliopsida, Poales, Poaceae. The record is from RefSeq and is a predicted model, not a curated record. The transcript has 3 exons.